AUGGAAUACGACGAGGACGACUUGCACGACUAUGCGAACGAGGAUGGUCCAACCGCCGAGGAGGAGGAGCAGAUGGAGGAGCUCCUGCCCGUGGUCAAAGCACAGUUGAAGGAGUACACUGGGUUUAACGAUGGGGAUGUGCUGGACUACCUGUGGGACAACUACUUGGAAGUGGAUGCCACUGUUGCAGAGAUGAAGAAGAAGUUCAAGAAGAAAGAGAAGAAGAUGUCUAAGCUGGCUAUGCUGGCCAAGAGCAGGAGGGAGAACCAGCAGGACUCUAAACUUGGGGAGAAGUCGUCGGUGUCGAUACUGGACAAGCUAAUGACAAGGAAGACCGAACAAGCUGAUACUCCUGUGAGGCGAGUCAAGAGAGUGCUGAAGAGAGCCGAAGCCAAGGGUGGAAGCCGAGAUGAAGCACCGAAAACUGUUAACGCUGUUGACGCUGUUUCCAAGGAUGCUAAGCAGAAACCGAUUUUCUCAUUCCAGACGGUCACGUUUGAGCAUUCUCCCUUUGCACGUUCACCUGUUUCACAGACGUCAUCUACAAUGGUUAAAAGAUUCAAAACAGAGCAUAGUGAUCAGCUGAAGAGUGCAAAUCACCUCUACGUUCCCUUUAUGAUGACUAACGGUAAUUUAGUUGUAAAACAGAAGAUUAAUUUUGACAAGCCAAGUCCCGAUGAUUUGGUGAAACAGGCCCAAACACAGGCUUUUGACAGUGAUAAGAAGAAAGAAACUGAGGUGGUGGCCAAAGUUUCGCAGCUGAAGGUGUCAGCGACCCCAUCAGUGACAAAGCCUCGUGUUGAAUUGGAUGUCAAUUCAGAGAUUGUGAAGAGAUCUACAAAGCCAAAUUUAUCUUUCGUGGUCAUUGGACACGUUGACGCUGGUAAAUCCACCUUAACAGGUCGUUUACUACUGGAAUCUGAAACAGUGUCCAUGUCACAGUAUAACAAACUGAAAAGAGAGGCUGAAAAGGCUGGUAAAUCCUCAUUUUCACUUGCCUGGGUGAUGGAUCAAACGCCAGAGGAGAGAAACCGUGGUGUUACUAUCGACAUAUGUUCCUCAUCAUUUGAAACUGCUAAGGGUCAUUUCACCAUUGUGGAUGCUCCAGGUCAUAGAGACUUUGUUCCAAAUAUGAUCACCGGUGUGGCACAGGCUGAUCUGGCUGUGUUGGUUGUAGACUCUUCAACAAAUGCGUUUGAGUCUGGAUUUAACCUGGAUGGGCAGACGAAGGAACAUACAAUACUGGCUAGAAGCUUGGGGAUUACCAAGCUCCUGGUUUGUGUUAACAAGAUGGACCAAUCUGGCUGGGAUCAACAUAGAUUUGAAGAGAUUAAAGAUAUGAUGGAUUCUUUCUUAGAGAUGAGUGGAUGGGACAUCAAGAGUAACGUUAAAUACGUUCCAUGCUCCGGACUCUCAGGUGCAAACGUGUCAAAAAAGUAUGAGACACCUGCAUUGGAUUGGUACCACUCUGGUCCAUGUGUUAUUGAGGCAUUGGAAUCGUUUGAAGCAACCAUCAGGGAGUUUACAAAGCCAUUUGUAUUACAGAUCAAUGACAUUGAUACUUCCAAGUCGGAGUUCACUGGUAGAAUCGAUACAGGAACAAUUCAAGUUGGUGAAACAGUUGUCUUUUCACCUUCUGGAACGUUUGGUGUUGUUGAUUCCAUCACGUUGAGAGAUUCAAAAGUUAACAUUGCCAUUGCUGGUGAUUCCAUUACCAUCAGAGUUAAGAACGUUGAUUUGGAUAACGUCCGUACAGGUGAUGUUAUGAGCAUUGUAACACACGAGAUCCCAUCUGUUACCAAAUUUGAGGCACGUGUGGUUACAUUUGACAUGGAUAGACCUCUGCUCGUUGGAACACCAUUUGUUCUCUUUAGAGGUAACGUUCAACAGCAGGCAAAGAUCUCCAAAGUGUUGACUGUUUUUGACAAGAAUGGUGAACCUUCAACCAAGCGCAAGGCUAAACAUCUCAUCGCCAAACAAAGUGCCAUUGUUGAGAUUGAAACCGAAAGAAAGUUACCAUUGCAACUAUUCAAAGAGAAUAAGAUGAUGGGAAGAAUCGUCCUGAGAAAGGAAGGAAGAACAGUUGCAGCUGGUGUUGUUGAAAAGAUCUAA
Williopsis jadinii is the source of this 2112-nucleotide messenger RNA. RefSeq lists its product as uncharacterized. The coding region runs from base 1 to 2112 and encodes 703 amino acids. The transcript has 3 exons. The record is from RefSeq and is a predicted model, not a curated record. NCBI's taxonomy places the organism in Eukaryota, Fungi, Ascomycota, Saccharomycetes, Phaffomycetales, Wickerhamomycetaceae. Gene Ontology annotation, biological process: translation. Gene Ontology annotation, molecular function: GTP binding; GTPase activity.